Molecule: messenger RNA, 2388 nt
Organism: Lobosporangium transversale
Lineage: Eukaryota; Fungi; Mortierellomycota; Mortierellomycetes; Mortierellales; Mortierellaceae
Product: kinase-like domain-containing protein
Exons: 3
Coding region: 290-2245 (651 amino acids)
Biological process (GO): protein phosphorylation
Molecular function (GO): protein serine/threonine kinase activity; ATP binding
Source: RefSeq, a predicted model, not a curated record
UGCUCUUCUUGCUGGUCUUCCCAAUGAUAUACCUCAACAACCGCAACUCUUCCAUUAUUAUCCCUUUGCUCACUCCACUCUUUCAGAUUCCACUCUCAUUCCUGUGCUUGCACAGGUAAAAAAAAAGGAAAAAAGAAAAAAAAGAAAUAGCUCUGCUCUUUCUUUUCAUUUUGGUUAUUAUUUUUUCAAUUCAUAUCAUUUCUUCUUUAUACACAUUCGCUUUCUCUCGUUUGGCUUCAAUUCAAUUCAAUCCAAUCCAAUCUAACCAGUCGGUCAGUCAAUCAGUCUGAUGGACCUCUUCUCAUUUGACCAUGAUGACCAUCCCCAAUUAAGGGAACGCACUUUCUCAGUCGAUUCUGCUCAGGGAAUUGACUCGCCACAGGAAGCGUUUUCAAACCUUUCUGUAAAUUCAACUGGAAACAAUGCAGCUCUCAGUCGCAGCCAUGUCAACAACAGCGAAGGCAACGGCAUAUCCCAUCCUAUCUUAUCCCCUCGUCCCAUUGCCCCCUCCCCCGCAUUUGCCGUUGCUCUCAGAUCGUCGACUCCUACCACCUCCACCACCAAGAUGAAUGCCGAGAGAAUCUGUAACGCCAGCAAUUCUAACCUCGGACUUUAUGAGGCCAAUAACAAUUCGUCCAAACACCUGCCUGCUUUUUUCCAUCAGGUGGAUCGAGAGCAGGCUAUGACUCCAGAAUCAACUUUCCGGUCUCAGCAGCGGGAUAACAGCACCAUUACUGCUGCUACUGCUACUGCUGCCAAGAUUAAGACCCAGUCUUCCAGCAACAACAGCUCAUCACAAAAUAGCGACAAUGAAUCAGAGGGUGUGGAGUACGAAGUCAAAAUUGAUCAGGACUUUGAUGCCCACACUCCUCUAACUGUCGACAGCCGUGGUGUGUCUCCCCGCCCGGGCCAGCACGGAAUAUCCUGUGACACGCUUACAACUGACAUGAAUGGAGUCAAGUCUGCCGCUGUCACUGCGAACGUGUCGCCUUCAGUUGGUCCUCGUCGUCCAAAGCACAAAAUGGUUCCAGAUGACUUCAAGUUUCUCAAAGUUAUUGGUCGUGGAGCGUACGGCAAAGUCUACCUUGUCAGACAUAUUGCUACCAAUGCCCUUUAUGCAAUGAAGGUGCUCAAGAAGGCCUCGAUUAUUGUGCAUGCUAAGGAUACGGAAUGUACAAUGUCAGAGCGCAAGAUCCUAGAAGCUAUCCGUCAUCCAUUCAUUGUCAAGUUACACUACGCUUUCCAGACUGAUCAUCGUCUCUAUUUGAUCUUGGAAUAUGCCAGUGGAGGAGAGCUUUUCACUCAUUUGGCCACAGAGCGAAUGUUCUCUGAGGAAAAUACCGCAUUCUACGCCGCGCAGCUGGUUCUUGCCUUGGAGCAUUUGCACUCCCUUGGCAUCAUCUACCGUGAUCUCAAGCCUGAGAACAUCAUGCUCAACGCCCAUGGAGAUAUUAUCCUUACGGAUUUCGGUCUCUCCAAAGUCCCCUUGGAGAAUUCGGAUGGACGAACCAACACUGUUUGCGGCACUAUCGAGUACAUGGCACCCGAAGUAGUCUCAGGCAAGACUCAUUAUGAUCGUACGGUCGAUUGGUGGUCAUUGGGUAUUGUAGUCCAUGACAUGUUGACAGGUUCCCCACCUUUUGUCGCCAGCAAUCGCAAAAAGACCAUGGAUGCCAUUUUGAACAAAAAACUAAAUCUUCCAUACUAUCUGUCGUCAGACGCAAAGGAUCUCUUGACAAAAUUGCUGAAACGUACACCUUCUGCUCGCCUUGGAUAUGGACCCAAGGGCAUCGAGAACAUCAAAAAUCAUCGAUUUUUCCGUAAAAUCAACUGGAAAUUGCUGGCUCUUCGUGAGCUGGACCCUCCUAUCGUACCUUUCCUGUCCGAUCCUGAAAGUGUCGAGAAUUUCAAUUCAGACUUUACAAGUCUACCGGUGCAAGAAUCGCCAAUUUUAAUCCACAAUUCGAGUAUUCAUGGAUUCACCAACGGACAUGGCGUGGGCGUAGAUCAGAACGGUCGAACGACCGCUCCAAAAAUAGUCUCUGACCAUCAUACCCAAUUUUCAGGACUCCCUGUCGAUGGUGUUGGAGAGAGUGAUCAUCAUCCAGCUGGUAUACCCAUGGCCAAGACACGCUCUAGCUCGCCUGACCGUCAUCAUUUCCAGGACUUUAGCUACAUUGCAACUUCACAUCUGCCUUCGCUGGGAUAUCUGGAUCCCCUAGACGAUCCCUUGAUUGAGCAUUGACUCUUCAUGGACUGCGAUCAACAUGACGAUCAAAGGAUGGCAUGGGAAAUCAUUAAUUUAAAGGAUUCUUCAAAUAGAAUGGUACUUUUAAUUACUCUAGGUUAUAGAAUAAAAAAUAGAUACGAUCGAUAUAAAGAAAGUAG